GGCGUGGCUUAGCCGCGUACCGACGUCACUAACUGUAUAAAUUCAGGCAGUUCUCCUGGCGUGUGACCGACGUUCCUUAUUUUGGGUUGAGUGAUUACAGAAACAGAAAACAACUGCUUCAUUAGAGUGCCAUGGCACGUACCAAACAGACCGCCCGUAAGUCCACCGGCGGCAAAGCCCCCAGGAAGCAGCUUGCCACUAAGGCGGCCAGGAAGAGUGCGCCCUCCACCGGUGGAGUCAAGAAGCCCCACAGAUACCGUCCUGGUACUGUGGCUCUUCGUGAGAUUCGUCGGUACCAAAAGUCCACUGAGUUGCUGAUCCGCAAGCUUCCAUUCCAGCGUCUGGUUCGUGAGAUCGCUCAGGACUUCAAAACCGACCUGCGUUUCCAGAGCGCUGCCAUUGGAGCCUUGCAGGAAGCAAGUGAAGCGUACUUGGUUGGUCUGUUUGAGGACACAAACUUGUGUGCCAUCCACGCCAAACGUGUCACCAUCAUGCCCAAAGACAUCCAGCUGGCCCGUCGUAUCCGUGGAGAGCGUGCCUAAACUCUCUUCUAUUUACUCAACCUUUUUUGUGUGGAGGAAUAUAUGUGGGAGGGGUUUGGUGCAAGGGUGGGUUAGGAGGGUGGGACAUCAGGGUUCUUACACUACUAUAAAUGCCCGUGUAGUUAAAGUUAGGGUUUUUUUCUUUUUUGGUAGGGGAGGGGUGUUUUGUGGGUACAGUUGAUAGGGGGGGGGGGGGUAGUAGUAGUGUCAGAACAUUCCGGGAGCUCCUCAGGUUUUUAAAGUUUGUAUUUUAGACUUUCAUAUACCUCUGCCUAGUCUGCAUGCUUCAUGAUGAAUUAGUGUCAGUUUUAUUUGUUAUUGGAAUUUUUUUUUUUUUUUCCUCUUCUAUUGUGGCCAUUUGGUUGUAAAUAAAAACUUUCCACUACCUCAA
Molecule: messenger RNA, 933 nt
Organism: Myxocyprinus asiaticus (Chinese sucker)
Lineage: Eukaryota; Metazoa; Chordata; Actinopteri; Cypriniformes; Catostomidae
Product: histone H3.3A
Exons: 4
Coding region: 132-542 (136 amino acids)
Cellular component (GO): nucleosome
Molecular function (GO): protein heterodimerization activity; DNA binding; structural constituent of chromatin
Source: RefSeq, a predicted model, not a curated record